Molecule: messenger RNA, 4782 nt
Organism: Penicillium cataractarum
Lineage: Eukaryota; Fungi; Ascomycota; Eurotiomycetes; Eurotiales; Aspergillaceae
Product: WD40 repeat domain-containing protein
Exons: 5
Coding region: 1-4782 (1593 amino acids)
Biological process (GO): positive regulation of transcription by RNA polymerase II
Cellular component (GO): nucleus
Molecular function (GO): transcription factor binding
Source: RefSeq, a predicted model, not a curated record
AUGGCACCACAGUCCCAGGUCCCGGAGUCCCGCUUCGAGCCUUGCGCCUCCACGGCCUCGUUAUUCCUCUAUGCUCAGGGUCCGGUCAUUCUAUGCUUGCACCAUGAUACUUUGGCCGUGGAACGUCGCUUUACAAGUCACCAGGAUAAUAUCGAUUUCAUCUCGGUGGAUAAUGUGAGCGAGCGCGGGGCGGGGAGGCUGGUUGUCAGUUACGAUGUAGGCCAAACUGCAAUUGUCUGGGACAUUUUUACGGGCACCGAGAUCGCGCGAUUUGCAUCCUUCGAGCAUUUGAGAGUCGCAUCGUGGAUGCGCAAUGGAAAUGUUGCAUUUGGCAACGGCAAGGGCGAAGUAAUUCUUUUUGAACCCCCGACAUCAGAGCAUAUUUCAGCGCGCACGAUAUUUGAUCCAAUUACAGCUCUUGCGCCAGCAACAGAUUGUCGCACAUAUGCCAUUGGUUAUCAGAAUGGAUCUAUCUUGAUCGCAAAUCUUCUUCCACAAUUUACCAUCCUCCAUACAUUGACUACUUCUCGUGGGCCAUCGCCAAUUCUCUCUCUAGCCUGGCAUGCCUCGUCAUCAAAGCAAAAAUCGGACAUGUUGGCUACACAGGCUUCUGAUGGCGAUCUACGAGUUUGGAGUGUAGCAAAACCACCUGGGAAAGAGUCACCACGUGUAAUUCGAGUGCUAAAAAGAUCCGAUUCGACAUCAUCAGAUCCAAAGUGGAUGGCAUGGUCCAAAAAUGGAAGAAUUGUGCAAUAUUUGGAGGGGGAAACGUGGUCUUGGGAUGUUCGAACAAAGCACGUAACGUAUGAGCCAAUCCCUACGAUCCAGGGUGUGCGAGGCAUGGCGAGCUAUGGUCCGACGGCAACUCUUUUCACAAUUGGUCCUCAGGAUACAGUACAGCAAUACGACCUUGAAACCUCAGCCAUGGUUGCCAAUGUUCAACAUCUUGCAGUUGGAUCUCGAUCAACGGCGUCCGAAGGCAGCCGAUCAAGAACAAUGUCCCCGCGUCGCCUACAAGAUCCUCCCGAAAUUCGAGAGAAAGCAGCUGGCAGACGGACGCCAUUUGAUACGAAUGGUGCGGAGAGUGCGAAGCAAGCGAGAGCCGAUCUCAUCAGCCCCGCGUCUUCACGAAGCCGAACCGAAUCUGUCAGCUCGAAAGCUUCUUCUGGAAAGUAUAAGGUGGAACGGCCAUUUUCACCACCCACUCGAUCUGCCCAGAGUGGGACAUCGUUUUCUAUGAGUGGCCGAGACACCCCACAACCUUCGGCAUCUUACGCUUACGCCUCAUCCAUCUCCAUGUCGUCCGCAAAAAGCUCUCGUGCUGGAUCUCGACUUCGGAAUGAAGUUCACUUGAGUCCAGCCGAACGAAAUAUAGUCGAUCUCUUUCCGUUUACUCGUGCACGAUUGAACGAUGUACCAUAUAGACAGACGCCGCCUCUCGAUGAGACCCAUCUAACCCCAGAUGAUUUACGACAGCAGAUGCUUAGUGUAGUAUUUGGGUGGGAUGGUGAUAUUCAGGAUUUGUUGAGAGACGAGCUGAGCCGCCACAAGGAAGGAAGCCAGAGCGCUAUUCUACUAACCCGAUGGCUGAAUGAGAACGAUUCUGAUCAUAUGGCAGCAAUGCUCGGACCUGGCCAAGUUACGAUGGCAGACUGGAUGAUAUUGGCAAUGAGCCAGAUGAGUGGACAGGCACAGGCGAACAAGGUUGGACAAGCUUUUGUGCAAAAAUUGCUCGAAAUUGGAGACAUCCACACCGCCGCCUCUAUUCUCCUCGGAAUCGGCGAUUGCAAUGACGCAAUUGAGGUUUACGUUUCUCGCAACCAUUUUAUGGAAGCCAUUCUCAUGACUUGUCUGCUCAUGCCCACGGACUGGCAGCGCCAAUCAUAUCUCGUUCGUCGCUGGGGAGAACAUGUGGUCUCGAAUUCUCAGCAGCAACUUGCCAUCCGAUGUUUUAUGUGUACUGGGGCUGAACCGACUGAACCGUGGACGUCACCGGCUGCUCAACAGGCCGCCUCUUUUGCGGAAAUGAUCCGAGGAAAGUCACCAUUGGCGUCUCCAGAGCCCAUGCAACCUCUCGGUGCUAGUCUGAUGCCGCCUCCAAACCGGCCAAAGUCUGGAUCAAGUCAACGACCGGCUGGAAAGACUCCUGCGCUGAAACUUAUUACAUCCUUUGACAAUCAGCCGAACCAGCGUUACCGAUUCCCCGGGUUGAAAUCUGAUGAUCGCACGCCAACCAACGCCCCCGGUGUUACGCCAAUCGCAGAAUCCGCCGUCGCUGACUCGGCCUUGUCUCCUGGUGGCUUUGGAUCAUACAAGCUCAACAAUAUCCAGAGUUUAAGCCAGGCAAUGACUUCUCGAACCAACACCCCGGCAUUUAAUCGCCGUCGCUUACCCUCGAUCGGAGAGACUCCGGUAGAUGUACACCCUCCGGCAUUCUCACGAAACCACUCCCACAACACUAGCAACUAUGGUUCAACGUCAGAGAACGACGAUGCCAGUGGUCACGAGCAAAGCCAGGAUGAAAAACCUGCAGACAUCGGUCUGUUGACACUGUCUUCGGCACGCUAUAAUCCAUCCCAGGAUAGUCAAUCCAUGAAACCCAGCCCUCAAACCGCCGUUCAGGCUGCCCCCGACCAAUUCGCUUCCUUCAAGGGAUUGCCAUCUCCAGCACCAGGCUUCAUCGAAGCACUUAGAGAGCAUUCUGAUAUCCGAAACGGCUCACGGGAUCGAAAACCAGAUGGGCUGCAGAUUGACCUAGUGCAGACAGAAGAGGCUCCACUUAACUCUCAAGGACUCUUGCCCAGCGCCAACAGUACGACUUCAACUCUGAACAGCUACACCUCAGCUAAGAGCCCGAGUGUGAGUAGCCGCAGCAUUGACCAGUACAUCAGCAGUCUCGAUGAGGCAAACUACCACGCCAGAAAACAGAAUGGUCGUCGUACACCUGGUCGGGGUCGACGGAAUACGGAUGAAACAAGCAGCCAACAAGGUUCUCGCGUGCACAACUCUCGCGAGGUAUCCCAGGAGACUCGUGGCCGCAAUGAGAGGCGGUAUAUACAGCCUGCUAAGCGAUCCCCUUCGUCACCGGUGCCAAUGUCGCCUGAGGAAUUAGCUCGAUACCACACUGGAGAAGCUGAAAAACCACGGGAAUCACGCAAGAAGGGAUCUUCUCGGGCCAGAAGUGGAAGUAAGAUGAGGAAAGCUGGAUCGCGAAGCCGACAGCGCUCGUCCAGCCGGCACACGGCAAACCGCCAUGGAGGAGAUAAAGUAGACCCGUCUUCUCGGGGUCGCAGUGUCGAUCGUACAGGAUCUGCUGUCAGAUCGCCAUCGUCGCCUUUGCCCAUGUCUCUGCCUACACAAGGUGUCCCUGGCCCAGAUGAUAUAGAAGAUCCGCUUAGGCUUGUCUCUGGAGAUCGCGAACGCCUGCGCUCCCGUCACCGUAGUGCUAGCCGUCGCCGAGCUGAGCGAAGAGCCAGUUCGAAGCGAGAUGCAUCGCCGGAGUCCAGGCAUAGGCCUUCUCACAGUGUGCCCGAGGUUCGACAGGCACCCGAGCCAGAAGUUUCCGUUCCGGCUGGUGGGCUUGAGCAACUGAGUGCCAAAGUGUUUGGCCAAGAGAACGUGUUCCUCAAUGGAAGCACCUAUAAGCCAGAGCCGGUAUCUGAUGAUGCUCAAGAGAUGGUCUCUCCAACAACGCCUUUUGUCAGUCUCGCUGAGAAGAAGAGAAGAGAGCUUGCAGCCGCUGAGCUCGAAGCCCGCCGUCUUUCGCUUGCUCGCAACCCGUCUGCCCCGAAUAUCCCAUUCCCAGGCGAACUGCACAAUGCUCGAAGCCCAGUGGAAGGGCAUCCUCCAGCCGCUGGAUCGUACUUCCCUCGAGCACCAUCUCGAAACAAGAUCCCUCCCAGCAAGAACUCUCCAGAAUACCAAAGCAGCUCCGACUCGGGCUCUUCCCGGUCUGGUGUUCCUCUAGGGCUGCCUGCAACACCAAGGGCGAUGAGACACCCCAAGUACGGUGCCAAUGGGCAUGAAGUAGAGCGACCUCCUUCGGUUCCAACUAUCCCGACAGAUUACUCGAAUGGUCUCCUCCUGUCCGACGCCCGAUAUCAAGGCGAGGCUGAGAGAAUCGAACGCUCCAUGUCUGUCCCCGUGGUAGAAGCCCAAGCCAACCACGCCUCCGUUCCCUCCGAUAUCCCCAUGCAUCCGAGAUUCAAUCCCAAUCUCCCACGCAGCCGCUCCAAUAGCCGCAGUCGAAAUCUGGGCCACCGACGCACUAGUUCUGGGGGAUAUGCCUCAGGUACAUCCCCCCACGUAACGAUUAGCAUCGAGGAGACGAUCGAGAACGCCAUGCAACGAAGGCCCUCCGGCGUACAAGUUGAAAUGAUUCCACCUCCACCACCGCCACCUAUCCUCCCGGAGCUGCAGCAUCUCAACACACCCCCGCCUCCACCUCCAAUCCCGCUCUCCAACGAAGCAACCUCGCCUCGGGAGUCUUCUGCCACGAUUGAUAUCGCCAUUGACCACGUUAACAUGGGCCGUUUGCUUCCUCGCGCCAUGACAGCUGCUCCGGCUUUGAGUGGACCUGAUACUCGCCAGAAUGCGAGUCGAAGGAUGUCCUUCGAGCACCGGCGAAAUCGAAGCUCGAAUGAGAGUUUUGCGAAUAAGUUGCGCAGUCUGACUCGGAUGCGGAGCAAUAGUCGCAGCGUGGAGCCGUGGGGAAAUACUGAGGCUGAAUGGCCAUAUGAGACCCUGCCGCCAGUGGCGCAUGGUCAGAGCAAUGGUUAUUAA